Messenger RNA from Melanotaenia boesemani (Boeseman's rainbowfish), 1240 nucleotides. RefSeq names its product perilipin-2-like. Gene Ontology annotation, biological process: lipid storage; positive regulation of triglyceride storage. The record is from RefSeq and is a predicted model, not a curated record. The transcript has 6 exons. Gene Ontology annotation, cellular component: lipid droplet; cytosol. NCBI's taxonomy places the organism in Eukaryota, Metazoa, Chordata, Actinopteri, Atheriniformes, Melanotaeniidae. Bases 147 to 1163 code for a protein of 338 amino acids.
AAGAUGCUAUUUGAGCCGAGGAGCUCCUUUGAACUGGCAUUUUAAUCAUGAGAUUUGAGCCUCCACCUAAGCUGGAAGUGUUCCAAAGAAACUUAAUUUUCACAUGAUAAAUAAUUUUUACUCUACGAAGUGUGUAAAACAUCCCGAUGAACAACAACCUGAAAGUACCAAGUGCAGCUUCCAGGCUGGCCCAGCUGCCUGUGGUUCGCUCAGUUUGUGCCACACUGUCAGUGCUGUACACAGAUACGAAAUGCUACAAUCCCAAUCUCAAGUCUGUUUGUGAGGCACUGGAGAGCAGAGUGAGCUCCUUAAGCACCGUGGCCUAUACCACAGUGUCACCUGUCUUCAUUAAAUUUGAGCCACAGAUUUCCAUUGCAAAUGAUGUUGCUUGCAAAACUCUGGACUGGCUGGAGACUUCCUUCCCUGUGCUGCUGUCACCUACAGAUGAGGUUGCUGCUGCUGCCAAGAACAAAAUGCAUGAGAUUCAGGACGUGGUGAGUAUUGUUGCCAAAGGAACUGUGGACUGUGUACAGCACACCAUCACAUGGGUGACAAGCAGGAUGCUUAAGGUUGAUGGUGGAGAGAAUCAACCGGUGGUGGACAGAACCGUCAAUGUAGCUAUUGUGGGACUGGACUUUGCAUUGAGUUUGUUGGAGGGUCUGAUGGAUCAGGUGCUUCCCCCCAGUGAAGAGGACAAAGAAGGGGCUCGCUUGGAGGGUUUUGAGGCUGCCAAUCACAGGGGACGUUACCCUGGAAGAAUUAUUUCACUUGGUACCAAACUGUGUAGGAGGACCUGUUACUUAGUUGGCUCCAAGAUCCAGACUGUUGAGGUCAAGAAGAGUUCAUCCAGAUCUUCUACUCUGGUUCAGGACCUUCAGACCACCUGCCUGAGUCUGGUGUGCAGUAUCCGAGGACUGCCACACUAUGUGCAGCAUCGGGCUGUUGCUAUGUUUUUCUUCAUCAACCAGAUGUACGCCUUGAGCUGUCCAUCGUCUCAACAGAAGCCAACUCGACGCAUAAGUCGUCUCAGCAGUGCUGCCGAGUCUUCCUCAUCUUACAAGGAGCCGGUUUACCCACAGACCACACCUGCCUUCCGAAUGAGACCCACCAGGACAUUUGCUUUUGACACUGGGUUUAAUGGAAAAGGAUAUGUGCGUCGUUGAUGUGGGCCACUGUAACUCGUCAAAAGUUAAUAAAAGUGAAAGUAAUUAUUGGUUAAAAUAAAGAUUAAUGUACCUUG